Messenger RNA from Oikopleura dioica, 1623 nucleotides. NCBI's taxonomy places the organism in Eukaryota, Metazoa, Chordata, Appendicularia, Copelata, Oikopleuridae. The record is from the annotation of a GenBank genome assembly.
AUGGCGAUGGCAAUGAACCCCAUUCAAGUCCUUCAAAACGGCGCUGAAGAAGAAAAGGCCGAAACCGCCCGAUUGAGCUCCUUCGUCGGUGCCAUCGCUAUCGGCGACUUGGUCAAGUCUACUCUCGGCCCCCGGGGAAUGGAUAAGAUCCUCUAUUCUCCAACCGGCCAGUACGGAAAUGGCGAGCCAAGUGUCCAGGUUACCAAUGACGGUGCCACCAUUCUCCGAUCAUGCGGAGUCGACAACCCCGCCGCCAAGAUUCUUUGCGAGCUGUCCAAGGUCCAGGACGAUGAAGUCGGCGAUGGAACCACUUCUGUCACUGUGUUCGCUUCCGAGCUCCUCCGAGAAGCUGAAAGACUCGUCGAACUCAAGAUCCACCCUCACACAAUCAUCCGAGGCUGGAAAAAGGCCGUAGCUGUUGCCCGUGAAGCUCUGAAUGAAUCCGCUGUUGACAAUCAAGCCGAUCCCGAACAGUUCAAGGAAGAUCUCUUUAACAUCGCCCGAACUACGCUGAGCUCUAAGUUGCUCACUCAACACAAGGACUUCUUCGCAAAAAUUUGCGUCGAUGCCAUUCUCAAGAUUAGAGACGAUCCCAAGUCUACUCUUGAGUCCAUCCAAAUCAUCAAGAAGCUCGGUGCUUCGCUCGAGUCAUCCUUCCUCGACGAAGGUUUCCUUUUGGACAAGACCCCUGGACAGAAUCAGCCCCGACGGGUUGAAAACGCACGAGUCCUCCUCGCCAACACUGCUAUGGACACUGACAAGAUCAAGGUCUUUGGCUCCCGUGUUCGAACUAAUGAUAUCAAGUCACUUGCUGAGAUCGAAGCUGCUGAAAAAGAAAAGAUGAAAGAGAAGGUCGAGAAAAUCUGUAAAUACGACAUGAAUGUUUUCAUCAACAGACAGCUUAUCUACAACUACCCCGAGCAGCUCUUUGCGGACAACAAAGUCAUGGCGAUUGAACACGCCGACUUUGAAGGCAUUGAACGACUCGCUCUCGUCCUUGGCGGUGAAAUUGUCUCCACCUUUGAUAAUGCUGAAAACGUCAAAAUCGGAAAGUGUGACCUUAUUGAAGAAGUCAUGAUCGGCGAGGACAAGCUUCUUAGAUUCUCCGGUGUCAGCCAGGGACAGGCUUGCUCACUUGUUCUCCGUGGAGCUACUGAACAGAUUCUUGACGAAGCCGAGCGAGCUAUCCAUGACGUACUCUGCGUUUUGUAUUCAACUAUAAAGGAGACUAGAACCGUUUAUGGCGGCGGAUGCUCCGAGGCCUUGAUGGCCCAGGCCGUCCAGGUCCUAGUCGAGGAGUCCGAAGGCAAAGAGCAGCACGCUAUUCAGAGCUUUGCUAAUGCUCUCAGACAACUUCCUACUAUUAUGGCUGACAACGCUGGUUUAGACUCCGCGGAUUUGAUCGCCAAACUUCGAGCAGAGCACGCCAAGGGCAACAAACAUGCUGGAUUGGAUCUUUACAACGGCUGUGUUGCGUCAAUGGACGAUCUUAAAGUGACAGAGAGCUUCAAAGUGAAGCGACAAGUGCUCCUUUCUGGCCACGAAGGCGCUGAAAUGAUCAUGCGAGUUGACGACAUCUUAAAGUCGGCGCCGCGUCAACGAGCUCCCGACCGAUGCAUGUAG